GCAGGCCUGGGCGCGCGAGCCCCGCCAGCCUCGCGGGCCGCCCUGGGCUCCGGCCCCCGCCCCGCCCCCGCCUCGCGCGCCAACGCUUUCCCGUGCGGGCGCUGGCGGCCCGGGAGCGGUCAGGAUGCGGGGCAGCCCGGCGCCCAGCUCCGCGUCGUCGUCGGCGUCCGACCUGAGCCGCAGCCCUGCGCACAGCAGGUCGGACUUGCGGCCCGGGACGUCGGGCGACUACAGCCUGAGCGCCAGCCUCUCGGCCUGCACGCUGCUCUCCGAGGGGGCUGUGGAACCUAUGCAGAUUGAUGUCGAUCCCCAGGAAGACCCCCAGAACGCACCUGAUGUCAACUACGUGGUGGAGAACCCCACCUUGGACCUGGAGCAGUAUGCAGCCAGCUACAGCGGCCUGAUGCGCAUUGAGCGGCUGCAGUUCAUUGCUGACCGGUGUCCUCCACUGCGGGUCGAGGCCUUGAAAAUGGCCCUGUCCUUCGUACAGAGGACCUUCAAUGUGGAUAUGUAUGAAGAGAUCCACCGGAAGCUCUCUGAAGCUACCAGGUUAUCCUUCAGGGAGCUGCAGAACGCACCUGAUGCCGUUCCUGAGAGUGGAGUAGAGCCCCCACCCCUGGAUACAGCCUGGGUGGAGGCCACUCGGAAGAAGGCCCUGUUGAAACUGGAGAAGCUGGACACAGACUUGAAGAAUUACAAGGGCAACUCCAUCAAAGAGAGCAUCAGGCGCGGCCAUGACGACCUGGGUGAUCACUACCUGGACUGUGGGGACCUCAGCAAUGCCCUCAAAUGUUACUCACGAGCCCGGGAUUACUGUACCAGUGCUAAGCAUGUCAUCAACAUGUGCCUCAACGUCAUCAAGGUCAGUGUCUACUUGCAAAAUUGGUCUCAUGUGUUAAGCUAUGUCAGCAAGGCUGAGUCUACUCCAGAGAUUGCUGAGCAGCGUGGAGAGCGGGACAGCCAGACCCAGGCCAUCCUCACCAAGCUCAAGUGUGCUGCAGGCCUGGCUGAGCUGGCUGCACGAAAGUAUAAGCAAGCUGCGAAGUGCUUCCUUCUGGCUUCUUUUGAUCACUGCGACUUCCCAGAGCUGCUGUCCCCCAGCAAUGUGGCUGUCUAUGGUGGCCUGUGUGCCUUAGCCACUUUUGACCGUCAGGAGCUGCAACGCAAUGUCAUCUCCAGCAGCUCCUUCAAGCUGUUCCUGGAGCUGGAGCCACAGGUCAGAGACAUCAUCUUCAAAUUCUAUGAGUCCAAGUACGCCUCAUGCCUGAAGAUGUUGGACGAGAUGAAGGACAACCUGCUCUUGGACAUGUACCUGGCCCCCCAUGUCCGGACGCUGUAUACCCAGAUUCGCAACCGGGCUCUCAUCCAAUAUUUCAGCCCCUACGUGUCAGCUGAUAUGCACAAGAUGGCCGCAGCCUUCAACACUACAGUUGCGGCUCUGGAGGAUGAGCUAACACAGCUCAUCCUGGAAGGGCUCAUUAAUGCCCGCAUCGAUUCACACAGCAAGAUAUUGUAUGCUCGAGAUGUGGAUCAGCGCAGCACCACCUUUGAGAAGUCCCUGCUGAUGGGCAAGGAGUUCCAGCGACGUGCCAAGGCCAUGAUUCUGAGGGCAGCUGUGCUGCGCAACCAGAUCCAUGUCAAGUCUCCGCCUAGAGAAGGGAGCCAAGGGGAGCUGACUCCAGCCAACAGCCAGUCACGGAUGAGCACCAACAUGUGAAAGGCAUCCCCCACCUGACCCGCAGAGACCGGUUGCACUCCUGCCCAGCGCAUGGAAGCAGCACCUGGGCCUCUCGCCUGCUUUCCUCAGAGGAGGCUCCAGACUAUGUGUGGUUCAUUAGAGCAGCCUGGCCGCUUGGAUGUCAGUUCACUGGCCUUCCACUCUGAGGUUCUCUCUGCUGUGGUAGGCAAGCUGCCCGCUAUGGUCACUCAGGCCUGACUCUAGGUUUCUGUCCAGUGAAACAGACUGUGUGCAAUGCCCAGGUAGGGGACCCCGAAACCCUCCUGUCCGUGUAGUUCUGACUGCAGCAGUGUAGCCAUUAAAGUACAGAUUGACCACUG
Alexandromys fortis (reed vole) is the source of this 2058-nucleotide messenger RNA. It is a transcript of the gene Gps1, whose product is annotated as G protein pathway suppressor 1. The transcript has 14 exons. Lineage: Eukaryota; Metazoa; Chordata; Mammalia; Rodentia; Cricetidae. Bases 125 to 1717 code for a protein of 530 amino acids. Gene Ontology annotation, cellular component: COP9 signalosome. The record is from RefSeq and is a predicted model, not a curated record.